Lactuca virosa is the source of this 525-nucleotide messenger RNA. Lineage: Eukaryota; Viridiplantae; Streptophyta; Magnoliopsida; Asterales; Asteraceae. The record is from the annotation of a GenBank genome assembly.
AUGGCGAGAGCUGAGAUGACGGGAAGAAGCAGACCCAUCGAGAAUCGAGGAAUGACCAUGUACUCCAUCCCUUACGGGGCUCAUGGAUUAGCGUAUUUCGAAAGAGGAAGACGGGGGGCCGGCUGGUCGGGGUUAUUCCCCCCCCCCCCCCCCCCCCCCCGCUACCACAAAGAUCACUGCCCAGCCACCGCUCGAGGGUACCUCCGCUCCCCAACUGAGCAAAAUGGAUCAAAUUCGCGGGAAAGGAGAGAUAAAAAAAGGGAAGGUUCUGCUGAGACUCAAGUUCCCCUGCCGGAGCUCCCCGAACCUGAAGUAGAAGUCGAGGGGCUGCUCAGUGAGAAGAAGCGUCAAAUGAUUCGGACAGUUGUCGCGCUGGUGGAGCAGGGAGCCUACAGGGAAGAUUGGGGCAAUGAGGAGUUCGACGAUUUAGCCCAUCGACUACAUCUAUCGCUGAACCAACUUCCGAAUCAUCUACCGAAUCGCAUAAUCAACCGGAUCCACCUAAACCUAAUAAAUUUCCUCUAG